Mesorhabditis belari is the source of this 1005-nucleotide messenger RNA. The record is from the annotation of a GenBank genome assembly. Lineage: Eukaryota; Metazoa; Nematoda; Chromadorea; Rhabditida; Rhabditidae.
AUGGAAACUGAGGCCGAUUUCGGCGAGAACCACUUCGGCGGCGAGGUCUCUCUGCGUCGCCGCACAAACUCGACGUGCACCGAUGACUACAAUGUGCAGAGAACGAACGAUGAUGCCACACAGUGCAAGUAUGUGGCCGUGCAGAUGCACUACUUCGAGGACCCGUUCAUCCAUCGUUUCUUCUUCAACACGCCCGACACGCCACUUCGCCGCGAUCCCGAGAUCUCGAUCGGUUAUUGGGCUCGCAUUUCGGCGAUCAACAAAUAUGUGGACGACUUUCUGCUCGCCCACCCCGAUGGACAGAUUUUGAACUUGGGAUGCGGAUUCGAUACACUUUUCUGGCGAUUGAAAGCACUGGGCAAAGUGUUCUCCAAGGUGAUCGAGGUAGAUUUCUCGUCGGUGACCGCGCGGAAGAUUCGACAAAUUUUGAAGCCCGGCAAACCGAAUCUCGUCGAGCUAUUCAGUCAACCGCCGCAAGAGGUGCAACACUGUGAUCUACAUUGUGGAGACUACGAGUUAGUUGGAGCCGACAUUCGACAGUGGAACGAGUUGAAGGAGAAGUUGGAUUGCGCAAAGGUCGACUUCACGCUGCCAACGAUGGUGAUCACGGAAUGUGUCCUUGUUUACAUGAGCGAAGAUCAAUCGGCAAGCCUCUUGGCAAAUUUGAGAAAUUUCUUUGGAAAGAUUGUGCUCAUCAACUACGAGCAAUUGAACACGAAUGACACUUUUGGGAAAGUGAUGCAGGAGAAUUUGGCUCAACGAGGUCUUAACUUGUCCGGUUUGGCGCCAUGUGAAAGCGGUGAAAAGCAGAAAGCCCGCUUUGAAGCAGCCGGAUUUCCGCAUGUGCAAGUGCUUGACAUGUCGACGAUCUACAAAACGCAAUUGGAUCAAACGGAACGGAAACGCAUUGAGGCAAUCGAGCAUUUGGACGAGAUGGAGCUUUUGUAUCAAUUGUUGCAACAUUAUGGAAUCGUCAUCGGCAGCACCGAACCGUUGACCUCAAAU